Messenger RNA from Haemorhous mexicanus (house finch), 1069 nucleotides. RefSeq names its product methyltransferase like 26 (gene METTL26). The transcript has 6 exons. Bases 39 to 659 code for a protein of 206 amino acids. Lineage: Eukaryota; Metazoa; Chordata; Aves; Passeriformes; Fringillidae. The record is from RefSeq and is a predicted model, not a curated record.
GCGGUGCCGGCAGCUGCCGCUCCCCGCCCGCCCCGGCCAUGCAGGUCCCGGCGGCCGCGGAGCGCAACAAGGGCCCGAUCCUGGCUGUGCUGCGGGAGUACGCGGGGCCGGGCGCGGCGCCGGGCGCGCUGCGGGUGCUGGAGGUGGGCGCGGGCGCGGGGCUCCACGCCGCGCAUUUCGCGCGGGCGCUGCCGCAGACGCGCUGGCAGCCCUCGGACAUCGACCCCCGGGCUCUGCGCAGCAUCUCUGCCUACGUGGAGGCCACGGGGGUGCCCAACCUGCUGCCCCCCAUCCUGCUGGACGUGUCCCAGGGCUGGGAAACCUGGGGAGGCACCCAGCCCUCCACCCUGGACCUCCUCGUCAGCAUCAACAUGAUGCACAUCGCAGAGCUGCGCUGCACCGAGGGCCUGUUCAGGGGUGCCGGGGUGCUGCUGAAGCCCGGAGGUGUGCUCUUCACCUACGGGCCCUAUGCCGUGGACGGCCAGAUCAGCCCCCAGAGCAACGUGGACUUUGACCGCAGCCUGAGGCAGAGCAAUCCGGCCUGGGGGCUUCGGGACACGGCGCUGCUGCGGGAGCUGGCCGAGGCCAACGGGCUGUGCCUGGAGAGGAUGGUGGACAUGCCUGCCAACAACAAGAGCCUGAUCUUCCGCAAGCUGUAACCGGCCCUGACGGCACUUCCAGCGCCUCCCGGCACUGCUGUCCCCACGACGCCUCCUGCAGGGUGUCACUGUCCCACCGUGGCUGCCACUGCGGCUGGGGACAGCAGUGAUGGGACAGAGCUCCACUCACCCAGCUGGGGCUGACUUGGCUGGGCAGGGUCCAUCUCCCCUGGUGCCUUUGGGGCUCCCUUUGCAGUGGGGUGCCCCAGGCUGGGCCACAAGACCCAGCACAGCUGCCACGGGGGGGCACAGAUGUGGGGGGGGGGGGGGUGGAACAACACCCCUGGGCAUGGGGGAGACUCCUUGCUCCAUUUCCUCGGAGGAUGCUAUGCCAAUGGUGUCUCCCUUCCCCCUUUCCUCAGGAUUGUGCUGUUGCCCCCGCAAUAAACUCUGUGGCUUUGCCCCCCACA